AUGGCGUGCAACGCCCAAACAGGCCGAUUUAUGUUUGUCGAGUACUCGAAGCCGGUAGAACCAGCCAAAGGACAGAAGAAGCGACGGGGAGGCCCGAGCGAGGUCCGCGCGCACAUCACGAAAAACUACCACCGAACCCUGCGUGUCAAACGCCUGGAAUCGCUGAAGCAAGGCGAAGUGCCUGCCUCCUUUGGGAGCGAGCACAAAUUACUCCAACGCCAGGACUCGUCGGAGGGGAACGACGAUGACGAAUAUCUGGACUCGGAGGUCAUCAACCAAGCUCCCUGGUCGAUGGGCGAUGUUAACCCGACGAUAUCACCGUCGGCGCCAAGGCCAGCGUGGACAAAGCCAUCCCCUAGCACGAGCGCGACCACGACCACUACGUCCUGGUCGUCAGAAGCCUCACCCCGAUCCUCGACGAACGAAGAUCUCCCCUUCCGGCUGAACACCUCGUUUGGCCUGCAAACCGUUCUAGGCCAGGGACGAUUUGAUCCAUUUGACGUCCUGCCCGUGCAGGGGGUGCCAAUGUUUGUGCAUCAAGUUCUCGAUCACGCGCUCGUCCACUCAUGGCCGAACACGGUCCCUGUGAAACGGUCUCUCGCGCCGAUGAACCCCGUCAAGAGCAGCUGGCUGAAACUCGCCAUGGAGCAUCCUGUGGCCUUCCAUGCUUUUCUCUACGCCACAUCGUUUCACAUCCUCUGCGCCCACCAAGGCCAGGAGAUCGACGACUCGGCCGCACUCCUCCGCCUGUCCCACAAAGUCGAGACCAUCAAACUCGUCAACGAACAGCUGCAGAAUCUGAGCCUCGUGCCUAAACAAAAGGCCAGCGGCAGCGAAGAUGAGGGAGGCAAUAAACCCCCUUCCAAGUCGGUUGGGACGGGGACAGGGACAGGGCCAACCGAUGCGUUGAUCAUGGCUGUCACGAUUCUGAGUAUCCACAGUCAGAGGGACGAGUCUGUCUAUGCCAAGGUUCACGCGCAGUCACCGCUCGCGAGACUCAAUCAUCUCGAUAUUUACGGCUCCAUGAUAAACGACGAAAAGCACAUCCAAGGGAUAAGGCUUCUGGUCGGUCAGAAGGGCGGGCUGGAUGCAAUCGAAUGCUACGGCAUGGCUGACACGAUGCAGUUAUGCGAUCUCUAUUUCGCCUCCAAAUACUCAUGCAGACCGACUUAUGCGUGGCGCAAGCCCGUCAAGUCCCCUGUCAUGGGGGGGAAACACGUGCUCGAUCCAGCCGCCAUCGAGUUGGACUCAAACCUCGGAUCCGGCUUCCGCUACCUGCGUCACACAUACACUGGUCAACAGCUGCUCGAUGUACUGGAUGCAUAUUCCGAGAUCACCGUGGCACUGGAUCAUCAUGUACGUGGUGGUCCGACAGCGCCGGAACUGGUCGAUCUGAUGGAGGUGCGCAACUGCACGCAGCAUCGCCUGUUGUCUCAGCUGCCGAACCCGGUGGACCUCUCAAAUUCAGAACUGUGUCUUCAUCAGGCGGUGCGCUUGGCGAGCCUGAUAUUCAGUGACAUGGUCAUCUUUCCGCUACCACCGACACAAGGAGUGAAACCGAGGCUUGCUCUGAUGUUACGACAGACCCUGGAGACGUGUCAUCUACACCGGUCUUGGGAACUGCACAAUCAGGUGUUGUUGUGGGCCCUCACUCUUGGCGCCAUCGCCGCAAGUUACACGGCACAGAGACCCUGGUAUAUCGGCCAGCUCCUGCAAGAAACGUCCGUCAUGCAGAUUGAGGACUGCUCGAUUCUUGUGGUGGGAGCCAAUUUGCAGCGAACCGCUGCACUGGGUGUGGAACGAGCUGAUUUCACCAAAUCGACGUGA
Molecule: messenger RNA, 1827 nt
Organism: Cladophialophora yegresii CBS 114405
Lineage: Eukaryota; Fungi; Ascomycota; Eurotiomycetes; Chaetothyriales; Herpotrichiellaceae
Exons: 7
Coding region: 1-1827 (608 amino acids)
Source: RefSeq, a predicted model, not a curated record